Molecule: messenger RNA, 240 nt
Organism: Sporothrix brasiliensis 5110
Lineage: Eukaryota; Fungi; Ascomycota; Sordariomycetes; Ophiostomatales; Ophiostomataceae
Exons: 1
Coding region: 1-240 (79 amino acids)
Source: RefSeq, a predicted model, not a curated record
AUGGCAAGCGUUCCGUUCGAUGCCAAGGCAGACAGGACAGCGUAUGUGGAAGAGCUCACACGCGCACAUGAGAACGGCAUAUUCGAAGCGAACCGGGUCAAUAUUCGAGCCAUUCCCGACUGGGACGACGUGGAAGAUGCCAUCGAAGACAGUGAUGAGUCUGAGAAGGACGCUAUACGGCGCAAGUCGAAAAGGGCACCAGCGAAGCGACAAUAUUAUCGGACCGGGGCGGCAAGGUAA